AAUAGUUAAUUUGAGUACUAAUGCAUUUAUAGUGAGACAAGAUUAUCAUAAAUUUAAAUUGGUUUUUAUUUUUAUUCACAUUUUGCUCGUUACAUUAUUCACUUGGAAAUUUCUGUUUCUAUGAAAAUUAAAAAUAUAAAAAUUAAAAAUAAAAAUGACUAUGGAUCGAAUUUUAUUCCUCCAGAUGGUGGAUUUGGAUGGUUAAUAUGUUGUGCUUCUGGUAUAUCAAAUAUGUGGAUGUUUUGUAUUUUUCAAAAUUUUGGUUUGAUUUAUCAAGAAAAGUUUAUGAAAUUAGAUUUAACUAACGCAGAAAUUACAGCGAUUCCAAAUACUCAAACUGCAAUUGCAUAUUUUGUUGGUUUUCUUACGGGUCCACUUUUAAAACGAUUUACAUAUAGACAAAUUGGAUUAUUCGGAUCAUUAUGUUUUUCACUUGGUGUAUUUUUGAUGUCAUAUGCUAACUCUUUUAUAACAUGUUUGAUAUCAUAUGGAUUUUUUGUGGGUUCUGGAGCUGGUCUAUGCUUCCCAUCUAGUGCACUUGCAAUCAAUACAUAUUUUAAGAAGAAACGAAGAAUCGCUCACACUAUUUCAUGGGCUAUUACAGGAUUUGGGCAAAUAUUUAUGCCAACUUUAAUUAUAUGGCUUUUAAUUGAAUUUAAUGAAAUUGAAACAUCGAAAAUUAUUAGCGCUUUAUGUUUUCACAUGUUUGCUUGUAAUUUACUUUAUCAACCAGUUUUAUGGCAUGUAAAUAAAUUAAAAGAACAAGAUACACUUAAACUUGAAAGUCAAUUAAUUGACAAUGAUGAUGGAUUAAUGACCAUUCAAGAAUCUAAUGAAAAACAAAAUGGUGUUUUAGAUUAUUGUAAAUUAAGCGAAGAAACAUUAUGGCACAAAGUUGUCAUAUAUUUUGAUUUAGAUUUUUUGCGAAAUCCAACAUUUGUUAAUAUUGAAAUUGGUAUGAUAUUUCCAUAUUUAGCUGAAUUAAAUUUUGGAAUUUUAACACCAAUAUUCUUAAAUGAAUUUGGAUUUGAACAAGAUCAAAUUGUAAUUAUAAUGACUCUAUCAACAAUAUCUGAUAUUGCUGGUAGAUUGAUAUUGCCAUUGAUUCUUGUAAAAACAAAAAUUGAAUCAAGAUUUUUUUAUUUACUUGGAAUAUUUGGACAAUUGAUUUCAAUUUUAAUGGUAGCAAUAUUUGGCCAAAAUAUCGGUUAUUGUAAACUAAUUAUAAUAUCAUAUGUGAUUUUUGGAUUAUUUAGAGGGUUAAAAACAGUGUAUAUGCAAUUAAUUUUACCAGAAUUUGUGCCGUUAGAUAGAUUGUCUGGUGCAAAUGGAUUAAAUAAUUUAUUGACUGGAUUUUUUGCGUUAACCAUUGGAUCACAAAUAGGUGUUAUAAAAGAUGAAAUGAAUUAUGUUUGGUUGCUUUAUUUUUUGGGAGUCUUGCUUUUUAUACCAAUCAUCAGUUGGGUAAUUGAAUUCGCAUAUAAAUAUUUAAAGUCUAGAAAUUAAAAGAAAAAAUUCUGCAAUAUGGAAAUUAAUUUACAAAAAAACAAAAAUAGUAAAAAUCAUAAUUUUUUGCGGCUCCAUGUAUUUGUUGUGCGAAUGUAAUCCUUCAGCGAGUUAAAAAUAUUUUUUUUAAUGAGUUAUUUUUGUUUUCAGAUAAAUAAAUAAUUCACUUUA
This is a messenger RNA of Condylostylus longicornis, 1677 nucleotides long. Its product is annotated as monocarboxylate transporter 13-like. Gene Ontology annotation, molecular function: monocarboxylic acid transmembrane transporter activity. The transcript has 5 exons. Bases 121 to 1506 code for a protein of 461 amino acids. Gene Ontology annotation, biological process: monocarboxylic acid transport; transmembrane transport. The record is from RefSeq and is a predicted model, not a curated record. NCBI's taxonomy places the organism in Eukaryota, Metazoa, Arthropoda, Insecta, Diptera, Dolichopodidae.